AUGAGCCAUCUACCAGGGGAUCAAAACGCACAGGCCGAUGUGCUGAGUCGGUUGGCCGAGGCGUGGAAAAUCUCGAAGUCCAUCAUUCUCGACGGUCGUCCGGUAUCAGUGUCACUUCUGGGCGAGUCAGACCCCCCGGAUAAUCAGGGGAGCAUGCCCGACGAUGAUAACGAGCUCAUUCGUGUCCUGUACGCUCUGCCAUAUAGGAGAGAUGACCUACCUAGGAGCUCGCAGGUGAUCAGCGCCGCCAUUGGCAAGCCCUACCGACAGGAGCUUCUGCAAAUCCAGCGUGACUCCCCAAAGGCUAGCGGUUUAAUUGCUCAGCUGGAGACUAGCGGGGUCGACCACAAGGACUGUCAACUGGGUGAGGAUGGAGUACUCUGGCACGACCCGAGUCAAUAG
Perkinsus marinus ATCC 50983 is the source of this 402-nucleotide messenger RNA. RefSeq lists its product as hypothetical. Lineage: Eukaryota; Perkinsozoa; Perkinsida; Perkinsidae. The record is from RefSeq and is a predicted model, not a curated record. Bases 1 to 402 code for a protein of 133 amino acids. The transcript has a single exon.